GCGGCCACCCCGCGCCGCCCGCCUGAGGAGCCGCGCACAAAGCCGCGCCGCGGCCAUGGAAGAGGAGCUCAAGUGCCCGGUGUGCGGCUCGCUGUUCCGGGAGCCCAUCAUCCUGCCCUGCUCGCACAAUGUCUGCCUGCCCUGCGCCCGCACCAUCGCCGUGCAGACCCCGGAGAGCGAGCAGCACCUGCCGCCCCUGCUCCACUCUCGGGGCCCCGCGCCGCCCGCCGCCGCGCCGGGAGCGGGGCCGGGAGCGGGGCCGGGAGCGGCCGCGGGCUCCGCCGCCUGCCUGGACUCGGAGAGCGCGGCGGGCGGCGGCGGCGGCGGGGACCACGCGGACAAGCUGAGCCUGCACAGCGAGACCGACAGCGGCUACGGCUCCUACACGCCCAGCCUGAAGUCCCCGAACGGCGUGCGGGUGCUGCCGCUGGUGCCCGCGCCCCCGGGGGCGGCGGCGGCUCCGCGGGGCGCCGGCCCCGCCAGCUCCUCCCUCACCUGCCCGCAGUGCCACCGGAGCGCGUCCCUGGACCAGCGCGGGCUGCGCGGCUUCCAGCGGAACCGGCUGCUGGAGGCCAUCGUGCAGCGCUACCAGCAGGGCCGCGCCGCCGCCGCCGCCGCCGCCAAGUGCCAGCUGUGCGACCGCAGCCCGCCCGAGCCGGCCGCCGUGCUGUGCGAGCAGUGCGAGGUGCUCUACUGCGCCGCAUGCCAGCUCCGCUGCCACCCGGCCCGCGGGCCCUUCGCCAAGCACCGCCUGGCCCCGCCGCCCGCACACCCGGGCGCCCCCGGCGGCGGCGGGGACGGCGGCGGAGGGAAGGGGGCGGGCGGCGGCCGCAAGCUGCCGACGUGCGCCGAGCACGACCUGGAGAACUACAGCAUGUACUGCGUGAGCUGCCGCAGCCCCGUCUGCUACCAGUGCUUGGAGGAGGGCAAGCACAACAAGCACGACGUGAAGGCCCUGGGAGCCAUGUGGAAGCAGCACAAGGCACAGCUGUCUCAGGCUUUAAAUGGUGUAUCAGAUAAAGCAAAGGAAGCUAAAGAAUUUUUGGUUCAGCUGAAAAAUUUAUUGCAGCAGAUCCAGGAGAACGGGCUGGACUACGAGGCCUGUCUCGUGGCUCAGUGCGAUGCCUUGGUCGACGCGUUAACGCGGCAGAAGGCAAAACUGCUCACAAAGGUCACCAAGGAGCGUGAGCACAAGCUGAAGGUUGUUUGGGACCAGAUAAAUCACUGUACACUGAAGCUACGCCAGUCAACAGGGCUCAUGGAAUACUGCCUAGAAGUUAUCAAAGAAAAUGAUCCCUCGGGGUUUUUACAGAUUUCAGAUGCUUUAAUCAAGCGUGUUCAGGUAUCUCAGGAACAGUGGGUGAAAGGAGCCUUGGAGCCAAAAGUGUCUGCUGAGUUUGACUUGACUCUGGACAGUGAACCUUUACUGCAGUCAAUUCACCAGCUGGAUUUUAUUCAGAUGAAAUGUAGGGUGCCACCCGUCCCAUUGCUGCAGCUGGAGAAGUGCUGCACCAGGAACAACAGUGUGACAUUGGCCUGGAGGAUGCCACCUUUGAGCCACAACCCAGUGGAGGGCUAUAUCUUGGAACUUGAUGAUGGAGAUGGUGGCCAAUUCCGAGAGGUAUAUGUUGGCAAGGAGACUCUCUGCACCAUCGAUGGCCUUCAUUUCAACAGCACUUACAAUGCCAGGGUCAAAGCUUUCAACUCCUCAGGCGUUGGUCCUUACAGCAAGACGGUCAUUUUACAGACGUCGGAUGUGGCGUGGUUCACCUUUGACCCCUCCUCAGCCCACAGAGACAUAGUGCUGUCCAAUGACAACCAGACUGCCACCUGCAACAGCUACGAUGACCGCGUGGUGCUGGGCACCGCCGCCUUCUCCAAGGGCGUGCAUUACUGGGAGUUGCACGUGGACCGCUACGACAACCACCCGGACCCGGCCUUCGGCAUCGCCAGGAUUAACGUGGUCAAGGACAUGAUGCUGGGCAAGGACGACAAGGCCUGGGCCAUGUAUGUGGACAACAACCGCAGCUGGUUCAUGCACUGCAACUCCCACACCAACCGGACUGAAGGAGGAGUUUCUAAAGGUGCCACUGUUGGUGUGCUGCUGGAUCUGAACAAGCACAACCUGACCUUUUACAUCAAUGGGCAGCAGCAGGGGCCUCCAGCGUUUGAAAACAUCGAGGGCGUCUUCAUGCCUGCACUGAGCCUCAAUCGAAAUGUCCAGGUGACCCUGCACACAGGACUGGAGGUGCCACAAUCUGUAAAACAGCCCAAGCUGCCCAACAACUAAUGAAGCCCCAUCUGACACUGUGCUGGAUUCUGCAAGCUUUCUCAGUGUGUUUUGGCACUUUUCAGUAAGUCAGUAAAAAAGCAUCCUCUUCCCUGACUUCAAACACUGUGCAGCAUGCUGCUCACCGAGUAAUCGGCUGGUUAGAGCUAGGCCACUCCAUUUUCAAUUUAACAGCCAUAACAAGCACAUCCACUGGACUGGCACUCAACUGCAGAUGGGUACCUGAACAUAUCUACUCUGCAUUGCAUACAUAUGUACACUCAUGUGCACACACACACACAAACACGUCUGUAAAGCAAAAGGUUAAAUGAGUGUAUUUUCUCUCUCAUGGCUGGAUUUGUGCUUAAACGUUAGGGAUGCUGGAAAAAAUGGGUGAGGUUGAAGGACAGUGGAUGUUGGAGCAGUUUACCAGUAGAUGAACUGGAUUCCCUUGCCACCUGAAGUCCUUAAAUAAAGAAAGCAUAUGUUUUGA
Melospiza melodia melodia is the source of this 2762-nucleotide messenger RNA. RefSeq names its product tripartite motif containing 67 (gene TRIM67). Lineage: Eukaryota; Metazoa; Chordata; Aves; Passeriformes; Passerellidae. Gene Ontology annotation, cellular component: cytoplasm. The record is from RefSeq and is a predicted model, not a curated record. The transcript has 10 exons. The coding region runs from base 56 to 2290 and encodes 744 amino acids. Gene Ontology annotation, molecular function: protein binding; zinc ion binding.